Hevea brasiliensis (rubber tree) is the source of this 1995-nucleotide messenger RNA. RefSeq names its product F-box/LRR-repeat protein At4g14103. Gene Ontology annotation, molecular function: protein binding. Lineage: Eukaryota; Viridiplantae; Streptophyta; Magnoliopsida; Malpighiales; Euphorbiaceae. The record is from RefSeq and is a predicted model, not a curated record. The transcript has 4 exons. Bases 246 to 1685 code for a protein of 479 amino acids.
UAGUGGAAAUUAAAUACAUGAUAGGCUAUUAAGGCAUGAAAUCUUUCUCGGUGUUGAGGUCCAUCAAUGGUGAAGGAUUGAGGGUUCUUAUUAGGGAUUUGAUCGGUAGGUAAACCAGAGAUUUUCGAAACCUUAAGCCAAGAGCUUCUGACUUGGGCCUAGUUUGUGAAACAAUGUGUAUUUGUCUGCAUUGUCGUCCCUAAUUUUGUAAUUGUUACAGGUGAUUUAGUUCAGUGGGAAAUAUUAUGGAGUCUCAAGAGAGAGAUAGAGACAGAAUCGGCAAUCUUCCUGAUCUGGUUGUCCAUCACAUCCUUUCCUUCCUCAACAUGCGAGAACUUGCAAAAUUGUCCCUUACUUCGAAAAACCUGAGAGAAUUCUGCAUAUCAAUUCCAUUCUUGACUUUUGAUGGUAUGGUUUGGAAAAAGAGCUUGACUGAUAGAAUGGUGUUCAUCAAUUUUGUGGACAGAUUUUUUGCUCUCCGUAAAGGAAUGGAGACCCAACACGUUUCUAUUCGCUGGCCUCUUACCACUGCCACUUCUUUUGAAAAAUUUCGUGUUUUUACAUGGCUUUAUAAUGCAAUAGGAUGUAAGGUUCAAUGGCUUGAGCUUGAAUUCAUCCUCAAAGGUGUAGAGGUUUUCUCGUUGCCAAUUUCUGUCUAUCACUGCAAGUCUUUGAAGAAAUUCGAAAUAGACUUGCACAGAAGCAUUCUUGAAUUUCCCUCUUCAGGUGGCUUCUACAAUCUCAAAUCCUUAUCUUUGAGAAAUGUAAGAAUUAAUAAUGAUAGUUUUGGAGAGUGGAUUUCAUCUUUCUGCAAGCACCUUGAGGAAUUAUUGCUUGAUCACAUUGAUGGGGUAAAGAAUAUUAUGAUCAAUAGCUCCACCCUUGAACGUUUGACCAUAGAUAAUCCUUCCUCUAGUAAACUGAGCAAUAUAAUCAUAUCGGCAGAAAAGCUUACUUCGUUUCUCUUGUUUUGGAGAGGUCGUUCUUCUAAUCCCAAGUUAUUGAAAAUCUUUGCCCCAAAUCUUAUUCGUCUGAUUUGGGAGAGUUAUCUUGUGGAUUCAUACUGCUUGGGGAAGUUGAACCAUUUACAAGUUACUGGAAUCAAUGUCAAGCAAGAUCCUUCCUUGGAUAGGCACGAGUUUUCUACCAAUAAGAACUUGUCAAGUCUACUUGAUAGCAUAUGUACAACUACCAAUCUAUAUAUAGAUUAUGAAUGCAAUGAGAUUAUGUUUAAGCAGGGUUGUCUACCAUCACUCUUCUGUAAUUUGAGUUCCCUCAGUAUAUAUACCAACAAUUUAGAUGAUUGUUUGGUGCCUGCUAUAGCUUCGUUGCUCAAAGGAACACCUAAUCUGAAGACUCUUACAAUAAAAUACCAUGACUACUUCCUUGCUAAAAGAUUAACAAAAAUGGAAUCGAAAUCAUAUGGAUUUACCCUGGGAUAUUGGGAGUCUCAAAACCUAGCUUUUGUUCAUAAAUUGGAGAAAGCGGCAAUAGAGCUUUUUCACAAAGGGGAUAAUGAGUUGGAGCUCAUAAAGUACUUGCUCAAGCAUGCUACAUCUUUAAAGAAGAUGGCCAUCCUUUAUUCAUCUCCCUUACCAUCUGGGAUCAAUAGAGAGGUAGAUGAUUACGAGAAGGCUCCUACUGCUGAAAUAGUUUUCUUUGCAGUGCCUCAGGAAAAUUCAUAAGAAAGAUUUCCAUUGCAAUAUAGAAAAUUAACUAUAAGAAGCAAAAGUUGCUGUAUCAUUAAGGAAUUUUAUUUUAUUUUAUUUUAUUUUAUUAUUUUUUUUUUUUGCAUGACAGCAGAGGAAAAAGAGAGUUCCUUAAGCUGUGCUGCUUUCAAUUUUUUUUUUUUUUUUUUAAAUUUGGCCUCAUGUCACAAAUAGAUUCUAGUUUUCUUCCAAUUGACAGAGAAGAAGCAUACCAUGCUUUUAUAUUAAUGGUAUGGAGGUAUAGGAGCAUUGGUAAUUCAAUAAAACAGAACUUGAAAUUCCCAUA